AACCUUUCAACUCCAGGGUUCCUCAUGUUAGAACAGCUAGUCUAAUCAAGUGCUAGCGCGAAUACUGAUUUCACGGAUAAUCACUUUUGAAUUAUCAAACCAAUUCAUAAUUGCAAUGACCUCAAAGGCUCCAAAUAUGAUGAGGCUGUUUUUAGGCCAAGUAUUCGGUAUCCGAAUGAACAGGACAAUUAAGGUCAAAGUAACGAAGAUGGAACUUGAUGAGUACGUGAUGAAGUAUUACAGUAAACCACAAAUAUGCUACGUCUAUGAUGGAAAAUAUGAAACAACAUCGGGAGACAUUGUACUGAUCAAAGAGCUGCCUGUACCAAGAUCUGCUAAAGUCAGACAUUCACUGGAAAAGAUAGUCUACCAAGUUGGUCGUACCAUUGAUCCUAUAACACGCAGGAGGUGCACCUAUUUCUCAUACCUAGAUGAUGCGGGAACGAAACAGACAAUGGAUGAUGUGGGCAAGAAUCAAACAAAUGCUGACAUGGAAUAAAUUACACAGGAUAUAAACCAAUUACAUUAGGACUGAGGAAGGAACACCUGUUUAAUUCGAUGCAAGAUAUACUAAUCUGAUUUGUUACUGUUUUUCACGCCCGUUCAAUGUGUCACAUGUUUUUCAGCACCAUAGUAACUCUCAAAUUCUCUCACAAAAUGACCCUAGAUUUCCAAGAGGACUGGGAAAGCAUUUUAUUGGUUAUAUAUUAUUGGUUUUACUGUAGUUCUCUGUACCUUUUUAUCGUCGAUAUGAUUAUUU
Molecule: messenger RNA, 760 nt
Organism: Saccoglossus kowalevskii
Lineage: Eukaryota; Metazoa; Hemichordata; Enteropneusta; Harrimaniidae
Product: small ribosomal subunit protein uS17m-like
Biological process (GO): mitochondrial translation
Cellular component (GO): ribosome; mitochondrial small ribosomal subunit
Molecular function (GO): structural constituent of ribosome
Source: RefSeq, a predicted model, not a curated record